GAGAGAGAGAGAGAGAGAGAGAGAGAGAGAGAGAGAGAGAGAGAGAGAGAGAGAGAGAGAGAGAGAGAGAGGGAGAAGAUGAAGGGGGGAGGGCAUACGUGGGGAGUGAACGAGGGGAUUCAGGAAGUGGCAAGUGCGGCGCUGAAGGAGGUGCUGCUGAGGCGAUGGCUGCGAUGCGCAGGUAUAACUGUAGUAAUGAGCUAUGGACUCCUGGUGAUGUGGAACCUGGUCUCAUGGUGGCGGAAAGGGAUCGUGGAGUGCAUUUUGACGGUUCUUUGCCCGCAGUCGUGGCCUUCUCUUGCCGUCUUCGCCUCAGCCCAGCUUCUCUUCAUCUUGGCUAAUUGGAUUGUGUCGGAACCAGAAUAUACUCCCUCAGCUUCUGCCGUUGAUAUGCUGCAGACGGCCUGGAUGAACAUUUCUGCUAAAUUAGGGCUAGGUGGAUACGCUGAUCCCGCCAAUCAUGGGAAAAUGGCGGGAAAGUUGGCGCGAGCUAGGAAGGUGGGCGAUCGAGCCGCGUUCUUGGUUCUAGUGAUGGCCUCCGGUGUCUUGGGAUUUCCCGCCUAUCUUGCCCUUCAGCCAUCGCCAUCGCCAUCGUCAUCUCACGAUUUCUUGUUGUCGUCGUCUUCAUCAUCCAACGGUCCAUCUUCUUCGUUCGCGGGAGCUGCUACUACCGGUAGUACCUCGAGUUUGCAAAACGGAGGAUCCACGUUGAGGUUGGCGGCGGGAGUUCUGCUGGGGGCGGUUUAUGCCCUGCGCCAUCUUUAUCGAAGGGACUGGAUUCUCAGUUUCCCGAUCAUCCAGAAACCUUUUUUCUUUCGCGCGAAGCCUGCAUUCCGGGCGGCUGCGUCAGUUGCCUUGUCCCUGACUAUUCCUUUCCUCGUCAUUCUCGAAGUAUUGCUGUGGGUAAGCCGGCAUUGGCUGAAAAGCAGCCGUGAUGCACCGCUGGAUCUGGAGAGAGCAUGCCUCUAUUUCCUCGCAGGCAGCUUUAUCGUCUUCUGCUGGGAGGUGUCGCGGCAUAUAGUGGAGAUUGCUCUCACAGAAAGGCAUGCGUUUGCUCCGCCGCCAGGAUCGCAUGCAAGUGAAACGUCGCCAAGCGGCCUUCUGCUUGCAGCACUCGACUUCUCCAAGCACGGAAACCAAUUGAUAACCUAUCUCGCAUUCCUAGACCUGUGUCAUAUUCUAGAAAGGAACGUCGACCUAUGGCGGCGUGUCGCUGUGUUUGAAGAGAGUGGAGCUGCAUACCGGCAGGUGAUGGGGCACUGUCUGGACCCAGUAAAUGACUUGACGAAUCGCAUCAUUACCUCUUUGGCGGCUGGAAGCGCAGGGGGUGGUGGAAGCGCAGGGAGAGUAAAUGCCUACAAUGCAACCGUGCAAGUAUCGUCGAUCGGCUCGUUAAAGAAAUCUCUUUCUCUGGAAGCAGCCCACCUUCUUUUCAAGGACUACCAGCUUUGCUCAUGGGGUGCUCGGUCGGCCGCGGCGCUCACUGCGAUAUCUCGGAAAGAGGAUGCCUUUGGCAUUGCACAGCUAAGUGGUUGCAAUUCUGCUGUCAUGUCCUCGCUUCUGUCGUGCUUGUUGGCCCUUGAGGCUGUUGGGGGGAAUAAUCCAUCUGGGCUAGCAAAUGUCAUGGUGCGGCCGGGGUUGUCGUCAGGUACUAAUGUCGUUAGCCGAUUGCUCGGGUCCUUAAACCUGCUGUCGUGGGAUGGCGGCGCAGGCAUGGGUCUCGCCCAAUCAAGCAGUGCGUAUGAGCGCAUCUACGCUCUUGUCGACAUCGUAAAGACGUCAAUCUAUAAAAUAGUCGACGCUUUUGGCAACGAGAUGCUUGUGGUAGGCAGUGGGAAAACGGGCCCGGCCGCUGUUGCAUUCCGAGAAUGGAUCGUGGAAAAGCCAUUGUUCGGAUCCCGGGAACGGCUCGGCGAAAAAAUUUCUUUGUUUUUAGAAUAUAAGGAAUAGUGUAGGGAUUUGGUGCUGAUGGACGAGUYUUUUUUUUUUUUUUGCCCGUUGGCUCUUUCGAGUGUACAGUUUGAACGAC
Chara braunii is the source of this 2029-nucleotide messenger RNA. NCBI's taxonomy places the organism in Eukaryota, Viridiplantae, Streptophyta, Charophyceae, Charales, Characeae. The record is from the annotation of a GenBank genome assembly.